This is a messenger RNA of Rotaria socialis, 1188 nucleotides long. NCBI's taxonomy places the organism in Eukaryota, Metazoa, Rotifera, Eurotatoria, Philodinida, Philodinidae. The record is from the annotation of a GenBank genome assembly.
AUGCCAGCAGCAGCAACAGCAUCUGAUCGUUAUUCAGCGGUUUCAUCAUCGUCUGCGUCUUCUAGUUCAUCGACAAAUUGCUACAAUAAUCUUAAUAGCUAUUCAUCAUCUCAAACAUCUUCGACAUUUUCACCUCUUCGUUCUGCUACAUCAUCACUUCACCUGUCGAAAUUAAUCAAUACAGAUUAUCGAUCCAUGCAAUCAUUGAAAUUGCAACAACAACAAUAUCAAACAAAUCGAAUGCAUCAAACACCUGUAGCACGAAUAUCGCCCUUAAUUAAGAAUCAACAAACAGAUUAUCAUUCGAAAGAACAAAGUUGGCUUAGUUGCGAAGAACUUGAAACAAUUGAAAAACGUUUUACUGAUCUUCUUCAUGAUAUAUCCAACAAAAAUACAUCUAACCAUCAACAAUAUGAACAACGUGCAAAAAGUUGUGAUAGAUUAAUAAACGAUGAGCCAAAGCCUAAGCCGACAACAUUGUCAAAUUCUCGUAAAUCGUUGUUAGAUAAAUCAAAAGAUGAAAAUCGACGUGCUCGUUCCAAUAGAUCACAUAAAUCGACUAUUGUUUCUGAUAAUGAUAUUCUUAAAGUUGAAUUAUCCUAUCGAAGUAUAGGCACACAUGUAUAUGCAGCUCGAUCUUUAUGUGAUUUAUACAUAACAACAGCUGAACGUUUAGCUAAACUUGAAGAUUGGAUUUUAUUUCAACAUGGCCUACCUGUAUGGUUACUUAAUUCUGGUACGAAUCCAAAACGUCAAUCAUGCUUAUCACUUGUUAUUGCUGAAUAUGGUUCAGGUUUUCCUGUUUGGCAAGAUAAUAUCGGUGGACAUAGUGAUGUUAAACAAGCACGUGAACAACACAUUACAUUUCGUUUGUCAGAUAAAGUAACACUUGCUGUACUUCGUUUUAAUAAUAUUCUAGCAUCGAAAGAAUUCUUUUCCUAUUAUGUAUCGAUACGAAAUGAUCAUCGUUAUAAACAUCUUUUCUCCAAUGGAAAUAAUCGAAGUUCAUCGUGUGGUUCUAUUUUAACUAGUAAAAGAAAAUCUCAUCGUCAUGUUAAUAAAUCAUCUAUAUCAAAUCCUUGUCAAUUUCAACAUAUAACACGUUUACAAGUUAAAGAUUGUGCACAUUUAACAACACUUAAUCGAUGUUUAAUGUCUUCUGAUAUUUAUUCAAAUGAAUUAUUAUGA